Molecule: messenger RNA, 3532 nt
Organism: Oldenlandia corymbosa var. corymbosa
Lineage: Eukaryota; Viridiplantae; Streptophyta; Magnoliopsida; Gentianales; Rubiaceae
Source: the annotation of a GenBank genome assembly
UAGUCAACUGGCUAUUUUGCAUAAAUUAGAUUUCAAGGUUGCUCAAGGCAGUAUAUAAUCAUGAACGCUUGAACUUAAUUACAGAACCAAACAAAACCCAAAAUGGCAACUGGAAUACUUUCCAAUUCCAUACCGUUUCUAUUAUUGCUCAUUGGUACUCUAUCAUUCCAAACGUUUCUCAUCAAUCAUCUGGCUCUCGCUGAUGUUUCAACGGCCAGCAAAGCCCGAUACGCAUUAGAGAUACGUAGACGUCUCGCCAAUGACUCUUUGUCGCCGGUUGGACCCCCACCUCCACCUUCUAGCGAUCGGAAUUCUAGACCGCCAAUUGAACCUCUUCCUCCACCUUCUGGCGAUCAGAACUCUAGAUCGCCAAUUGAACCUCCACCACCACCUUCUGGUGAACGGAAUUCUACACCGUCAGAAACUCCACCUCUAGCUUCUGGUGAUCAGAACUCUACACCACCAAUUGAACCUCCACCUCCACCUUCUGGUGAUCGAAACUCUACACCGCCAAUUGAAACUCCACCUCCACUUUCUGGCGAUCGAAACUCUAUACCUCCAAUUGAAUCUCCACUGCCAGUUGAACCUCCACCUCCACCUUCUGGCAAUCGAAACUCUACACCGCCAAUUGAACCUCCAUCGCCGCCUUCUGGCGAUCGGAACUCUAGACCGCCAAUUGAACCUCCAUCGCCGCCUUCUGGUGAACGGAAUUCUACGCCGCCAAUUGAACCUCCACCUCCACCUUCUGGUGAUCGAAACUCAACACCGCCAAUUGAACCUCCACCGCCAAUCGAACCUCCACCUCCACCUUCUGGUGAUCGAAACUCUACACCGCCAAUUGAACCUCCACCGCCAAUCGAACCUCCACCUCCACCUUCUGGUGAUCGAAACUCUACACCGCCAAUUGAACCCCCACCGCUAAUCGAACCUCCACCUCCACCUUCUGGUGAUCAAAACUCUACACCGCCAAUUGGACCUCCACCUCCACCUUCUGGUGAUCGAAACUCAACACCGCCAAUUGAACCUCCACCGCCAAUCGAACCUCCACCUCUACCUUCUGGUGAUCGAAACUCUACACCGCCAAUUGAACCUCUAUCACCAAUCGAACCUCCACCUCCACCUUCUAGUGAUCGAAACUCUACACCGCCAAUUGAACCUCCACCUCCACAUUCUGGUGAUCGAAACUCAACACCGCCAAUCGAACCUCCACCUCCACCUUCUGGUGAUCGAAACUCUACACCGCCAAUUGAACCUCCACCGCCAAUAGAACCUCCACCUCCACCUUCUGGUGAUCGAAAUUCUACACCACUAAUUGAACCUCCACCGCCAAUCGAACCUCCACCUCCACCUUCUGGUGAUCGAAACUCUACACCGCCAAUUGAACCUCCACCUCCACCUUCUGGUGAUCGAAACUCAAUACCGCCAAUUGAACCUCCACCGCCAAUCGAACUUCCACCUCCACCUUCUGGUGAUCGAAACUCUACAUCGCCAAUUGAACCUCCACCGCCAAUCGAACCUCCACCUCCACCUUCUGGUGAUCGAAACUCUACACUGCCAGUUGAACCCCCACCGCCAAUCGAAUCUCCACCUCCACCUUCUGGUGAUCAAGACUCUACACCGCCAAUUGGACCUCCACCUCCACCUUCUGGCGGUCGAAACUCUACACCUCCAAUUGAACCUCCACCUCCACCUUCUGGUAAUCGGAACUCUACACCACCAAUUGAAUCUCUACCGCCACCUUCUGGCGAACGGAACUCUAUACCACCACAACCUCCACCUCCAUCUUCUGGCGAUCAAAACUCUACAUCGCCCAUUGAACCUCCACCACCACCUUCUGGCAAACGAAACUCUAUAUUAUCAGAACCUCCACCGCCAUCAUCUAGUGAACGGAACUCAACACCCCCAGUUGAACCUCCACCGCCACCAACUGAAUCUACACCGCCACCCAAUAACGAGACUCCUCCACCAGUCACUCUACCUCUACCUCCACCUUCACCUUUGCCUUCUCCACCACUAGCUGAACCUCCAUCGCCACCUUUUGACGAACGAAACACUCCAUCACCAGCUGAACCUCCUUCAAUAUCACAUCAUAAUGCUCCUCCUCCUGUUAUCCCACCUCCUCCGCCACCACCAACUGAAUCUUCACCACCACCUUUUGAGGAACAGAAAUCUCCACCACCAACUAGACAUCUUUCACCUCCCAUCACUCCUCCUACACCAGCUAAACCUCCUUCACAUCAUAAUAAUGAUAUUCCGCCACAACCUCCACCACCAAAAUCAUUUGAGAGCAAGCGUAUUGAGCUCGUUUACCCCAUCAUCCAGAAGCUGAAGAAAAAAAUCACGUAUGACCCCAAGAGUAUCACCAAAACUUGGGUCGGUUUCGAUAUAUGUGGCAAAUACAAAGGAUUUCGGUGUGCUACUGUCCCUGAUUUCGGAGUCAAAGCUGUGUCUGGGGUACAAUUUAACGGGUUCAACUUUGAUGGUCCGAAUCUGACAUUAGAAGGCUUCAUUGAUGAGAUGCCGGACGUCAGUAUCUUUCAUGCGAAUUCCAAUAAUUUUACUGGCGUAAUUCCGAAGAAAAUCUCAACCCUUAAGUAUUUAUACGAGCUUGAUUUGAGCAACAACAAUUUCAGCGGUACCUUCCCUUAUGAAGUUAUCCGCGCAACCAAUUUGACAUUCUUGGACUUGAGGUUCAACAGGUAUUUUGGCGUGGUGCCUCCUCAAGUUUUCACACUAGACCUUGACGCACUCUUCAUCAACAAUAACAACUUUCAGCAAACAUUACCGGAGAAUUUAUUUUCUCUCCCGGCUCUUUACUUAACUCUGGCCAACAAUAAACUCACCGGUCCAAUACCAUGCAACAUCGGGAAAGCGACCAAAACAUUGGCCGAAGUUCUCUUUUUAAACAACCAGCUUUCCGGCUGUCUUCCCAGCGAAAUCGGGCUUCUAAACAAGCUCACUGUUUUUGACGUCAGUCGAAACCUGUUGACCGGUCAGAUCCCUUAUUCUUUUGGUUGUUUGACCAGCAUGGAGAUUCUCAACUUUGCUAACAAUCAGUUUUAUGGAGUUGUUCCUGAUAGCUUGUGUAAUUUGCCAAAUUUGAAGAAUUUUACGGUGUCUUUAAACUUUUUUACCGAGGUCGGCCCGGCUUGCUUGAAGCUGAUUAAGAAGGGGUUUCUUGAUGUGAAGAAGAAUUGUAUUCCUGGGCUUCCGAAACAAAGAUCGGAAGAAGAAUGUGCUGCUUUUGCUCGUAAACCGAAACGUUGUCCCAAUCCACAAAAUUACCCAUUGAAUUGGAUGCCCUGCCGGCAGAGAAUAAGUUCCAGUUCAAUGGCUCGGCGUAAGGCCGGAGAAUUAGAGUUGCCAUUUUCUUACCACACUUUGCACCCACAUGGACGAUAAUUAAAUGAUACGCCAAGCAUUUUUUUAGAGGUCAAUAUUAUGUUAGUUUUACGUGUAUGAAAGUUCAAUGCGCGUUGUUUUAAUAGAAAUCAAAUGGAAGGGACGAAAUAAGUGGUUUUUGUGUUUGCAU